UCCUUAUACUCAAGAUUGGUCAAUCCUUCGUCGCAUUACAUUGGUCGAAUAUUGAACCAGAGAAUCUCGGGAACCAGCGUGCACGAAACGACAUCGUUUACUUCAGACUUAGAGAGAGAAAAUUUUCCUUCUCUACCUCCUUAAUUUCCUUCGUUUAACUCUCUUCAUCAUUCAUUCACACAAAUUCCUCUCUCUCUCUCUAACCUUCAUCUUCAAUCCUUCAAGUUAAAGUGUUCGAUUAGUUUUCCUUCUAAAGCUGUUUUUCGCUGGUGAUUUUCAUGUGCUAGGGAGUUCUGAACUACUAUGAUAUUGUAGUUUUAAAUCCAACAAACAGAUGGAUAAGAAACAGCAUUUUGCAAUUUUUACAACUGCUAGCCUUCCGUGGCUGACCGGGACCGCAGUGAAUCCUCUCUUUCGUGCGGCGUAUCUUUACAAAGCUGGGGAAAGGAAUGUCACCUUGUUGAUCCCUUGGUUAUCUUUGAAAGAUCAACGAGUAGUAUAUCCAAACAAUAUGACAUUUGAUUCUCCGGAAGAGCAGGAGAAAUAUAUCCGCCAAUGGCUUGAGGAUAGACUUGGAUUUGCAUCUGGUUUCAGCAUAAAGUUUUAUCCGGGAAAGUUUUCUAGAGAUAAAAGGAGCAUUCUUGCUGUUGGCGAUAUUUCAGAAAUUAUCCCCGAUGAAGAUGCAGAUAUUGCUGUUCUAGAGGAGCCUGAGCAUCUGACUUGGUAUCACCAUGGGAAAAGAUGGAAAACUAAAUUCAGGCUAGUUAUAGGAAUUAUUCACACAAACUAUUUAGAAUAUGUGAAAAGAGAGAAGAAUGGAAAACUGCAAGCAUUUUUACUCAAAUAUUUAAACAACUGGGUUGUUGGUAUAUACUGUCACAAGGUAAUCAGACUAUCUGCUGCCACUCAGGAUUACCCUGGGUCCAUCGUCUGUAACGUUCAUGGAGUUAAUCCAAAGUUCCUUGAGAUUGGCAAAAAAAAAAGGGAUCAACAAAAAAAUCAAGACAAUGCUUUUACCAAAGGUGCCUAUUUUAUUGGGAAAAUGAUAUGGAGCAAAGGCUACAAAGAGCUGCUCCAACUUCUUAAUGAUCAUCAAAAGGAAUUAUCUGCUCUUGAGCUUGAUUUAUUUGGAAGUGGAGAGGACUCUGAUGAAGUUCAAAAAGCUGCUAACAAGCUGGAAAUGACAGUUAGAGUUCAUCCAGGCCGUGAUCAUGCUGAUGAGCUAUUUCAUGAUUUCAAAUUGUUUCUUAAUCCGAGCACAACAGACGUGGUUUGCACAACUACAGCAGAAGCUUUGGCAAUGGGAAAAAUCGUUGUGUGCGCAGACCAUUGCUCAAAUGAAUUUUUCAAGCAGUUCCCGAAUUGUUGGACGUAUACAAACCACAAGGAAUUUGUUCAACUCACACUUAAGGCAUUGGCUGAAAAGCCUGACCAGCUUACUGAUGAUCAGAUCCAUGACCUUUCAUGGAAGGCUGCGACAGAACGGUUUCUUAAGGCUGCUGACCUCGACAAGCCGCCUGAUAGAAGAUUAUUGUCAAGAAGUACCUCAAACUAUCUCUCUACUUCGUUAAGUUUGCAACAAACAGUUGAGGAUGCAUCGGCAUAUGUACAUCAUGUAGCUUCUGGGUUUGAAAUAUCGCGAAGAAUAUUUGGUGCCAUUCCAGAUAGCUUGCAACCUGAUGAACAGCUACGCAAGGAACUCGGGUUUGUUAAAACUUCUGGGAAAUAAGGUUUAAAAACUUAUUAUUAUUAACAACUGUAGUUAAAAUUUGUUGUUUAAUUCCUAAGUUUGAGAGUUUGCUCAUUUAAAUGCUCUCUUUAUAGUCAAGGUUGGAAAUUAAAAGGGUUGUUGCCUUAUAUAAAUAUAUAAAUAUGACAUCUCUGUUUAGUAUCAACCAAAGAUGUUGGAAAAUUUGACUAUUA
Molecule: messenger RNA, 1923 nt
Organism: Lathyrus oleraceus (garden pea)
Lineage: Eukaryota; Viridiplantae; Streptophyta; Magnoliopsida; Fabales; Fabaceae
Product: digalactosyldiacylglycerol synthase 2, chloroplastic
Exons: 5
Coding region: 335-1729 (464 amino acids)
Biological process (GO): galactolipid biosynthetic process
Cellular component (GO): chloroplast outer membrane
Molecular function (GO): digalactosyldiacylglycerol synthase activity
Source: RefSeq, a predicted model, not a curated record